AUGAUGGAAAGAAACGGAACGGAGGUGUGUCGAGAAAACGAUCGGUUUAGGUUGGCGGUGGUUGUAGUAACGAGGUGGGACGGGGCUAGGGUGCCAUAUGACGAGGCAAGUGGAGUGCACAAGAAGAACCCACCCCAGAAGGCCAGGUUCGAAGAAAGGGCUGAAAAGCUCUGCGGUAGAGACCCUAGAGCCCAGGCACAGAUUCAGUUCGCCGACGGAGCUUGUCGGAUACGCGCCGGGGUGACAGAGGCUCCGUGUGGUGCGUCUGUGGACGAGGGUCCAGGAGGUUGGCGGUGGAAAGAGGAAACGGGGAGCACAGAGCGUGAGAUAGACGUACGACGUACGUGA
Sporothrix schenckii 1099-18 is the source of this 348-nucleotide messenger RNA. RefSeq lists its product as uncharacterized. The transcript has a single exon. The coding region runs from base 1 to 348 and encodes 115 amino acids. The record is from RefSeq and is a predicted model, not a curated record. Lineage: Eukaryota; Fungi; Ascomycota; Sordariomycetes; Ophiostomatales; Ophiostomataceae.